CUCUCCUUGCGAGCGCCCAUGCACCUCCCCAACAUUUUUUAAAUAAAUGAAUUUGGCUGGGGAUGGACCCCUCCCACUUUGUGUAAGCUCUUAAUUGUCAGUUUUGACGAAAGCUUGGGUAUUUAAAUAGCGUCAACGUCUCUUGUAUGGGUGGAAUUGGUGAAGUUGUUACAGAGCGCAUCUUACCCGACGUUUUUUUACCCGCUCUACCGCCGAUCGAUAAGCAUGCAGGUGUCUCUCGCGCUCCUCGUCUCCAGCACGGGGCUGCUGCUGCUACAGGGAUGUUGUACGGUCGUGCAAGGAUGGAGGGUACUUAAAAACGAUGCUACAGAAAUCAUACCAGAAUAUACUGAAAACGCACAGCCUCCCGAGCAACCAAUACUACAGGCUUCUAAUAAUAACAGUAAUACAAUGAAUCGACCAAAACACGGGGGAAGAAGAUCAUCAGCAAACACAGCCUCUUAUAGUGCCUCGGAGCUGAGCUGCAGGGAGCUGCGCUCCACCCGUUACAUCACUGACGGCUCCUGCCGCAGUGCCAAGCCCGUCAAGGAGCUGGUGUGCUCGGGUCAGUGCAUGCCCGCCCACCUCCUACCCAACUCCAUCGUGCGCGGCAAAUGGUGGCGGAGCAGCGCCUCUGACUACCGCUGCAUCCCGGCCCACUCCCGAACCCAGCGGGUGCAGCUGCAGUGCCCCAACGGCAACUACCGGACUUACAAAAUCCGCGUGGUCACCUCCUGCAAGUGCAAACGCUACAGCCGCCACCACAACCAGUCAGAGGCCAAGGAGAGCUCCUCAGAGGCCAAGCCCAGACGCGACAAGAAACGCACCCGGCUGCCUGGGAGUCGGAACAAAGGCAACACACCGACGCUGGUCAGCAAUUCAUACUGAGGAUGCUCUUCCUUCCUUCGUACACGGACAGAGACCAAAGCAGUACACACGCACAUGUUACACACACCCAACACGGCUCCUUCACUGGAAGAGGGAGAAGAAGAGCCUUUUCAACAACAAAAAAGGAUUUGUAAAGCUGUUUGUUGGACUGAUUUGACACAAGUCUCUCUCACCAGAGAGGCACUAUAGAUUUUGCAGCCUAUUUUACAAAAUAUUUCAGAACUUUUGAUUUGCAUGACCAAAUGAGUCGACAGAAUGCCAGGGAAGGCCAUGUGACUGGUCAGGAAAGGUGGAACACUGCUAGGAUGGGAGCGUACAGUAUUAUACAUGUUCCGGUUCAUAGCUAACAGCCUCUGACUCAGACACUAAGAGAAUCCACCUUCGCCACAGCAAGAGGUGCACCUAAACUCAAACCCCACCUGUCAAAACAUCCACUGGGCAGGCUACAUUGCCUGAUAGGCCUAUAGGGUUGAAAAGUGUCUCUGUGCUCUAAAUGUGCUCUAGCGCCUCUUUGGCUGGGUGUUCUGUACUGAGCAGCCUGUGGCAGCCCUGGGGCAUCCUGGCUAUGGAGGUGGGCUGCUGACAGGCCCUGGCCUCGACCCCAGACCACGCAGCCUCCUGACAGCCCGGGGAGCACCGCACUCACCAGGAGCCCCCCCAGGGUCCUCCUCGCUCCAUAGCAGCCGUAUAGGAGCUGACAGUUAAGGCCCCUGGCCCAGUGGCCCUAGUGGCCCGUGAUGGUGAAAGAGAUAGGGGGAGAGAGAGGGGUGGGGAAUGGUUGUGUCAGCACUCCAAGACCAGGGUGCCUGCGGUCAAACAGGUGACUGGGCAUUCCAGUGACCCGUCUUAAUGACUAAAUGAGCCCAUUCCUGUGUUUAGGAUUUGAGUCAUGAAAAGCCAUUUCCUCUAGACAUGGCUAGUUCCUGUUUGCUGAAACCACACAGACACACAAAAGAUCCUCAUGUGUAGAGGAGGCUCCAGCAAUUGUGCCUGUUGUUACCUUGAGGCACAGCAUUCUAUACUCAACUACACCCUGAAUGGAGACUAUUUGUUAGCAGCAAAUAGCAUUGGCAACCAACUAGCCAUAUCCCUAUUCUAUUCAUUGAGAACCUAGAUGGUGAGGGAGAGAAAAAAACUCCACUUCUCUGACUAUCAGCCCUACACUGUAAAUAACAAUUAGUUCUGCUAACAAUUUUUUGGGGUGGUAACCACCCAACUCAAACUAUGCAGUGUUCAAUACUUAAAGUAAUAAAGUGACAUCAUCACCCAUAUUGUUAUAUUUUUAAGUUGUAAAUACUUGUUUUGGGUUUUCUGAACUAUUUGACACGGAAUCCUAUUAUGUAUCUGAACUAUAAAAAUUGAAGUUACUUUAGCAUGAAUAUUUGUUGUAGUGAACCUAAACAUUUAGGGUCCCUUCUACUUACAUUUUCAAGUGCAAAUAGUAAGUAGUUCUGAUUAGUAAUUUUCAGCGGUCGUGUCUAACAUUGUUUUAUGUAUUUGACAAUUUGUCAUUUUAACCCACCUUAGCAGGUGUUGUUGAGCACAGUGCUCAUUCCUCUAGCAGUAACUGGAGGUAGAGUUGUAAGCAUUACAGGAUUCUGCAUUUGCCUCUGUCAAUCAGAGUGACUGUUGAUAGUGGGAAUUUCUUGUCUCAUUAUUGAAAGUACAUUUGCCCGAUGGUUUUGAUAUCGUUUUCCAUAAUCUGUUACACUUCAUAGCACAAAAAAACUGCUUAAUACUAUUUUAGAAAUAUACUUCUCUUUCUUCAAACACGCAUACAACAUUGUGUAAAAGUACUGUAUCAUAAAGUACUUUUCUUUUUUUUUUACCGACAAUCCUAUACAACAGAGCCAUGUGGCAUUAUUAGGUAUUCAUAACUUGUAAAAAUACGUAACAAGUCUAUAUCAGCACAAACACAGAUAAUUCAAGUGUUUUUUACUCCAAGAUCCAUGUCUGACUACUACUUUAUUAUUUUAAGUAUAGAUGUAAAACAUAAUAGAACCAAGUAACAACAAUUUGAGUAAUGUUAAAUGUUAGAUUGACUUUAAAAUAUUAAAUAAUCAUUACUUGUAAAGACUCAAUAGCUUUAGAUUAGCAGAACGCAAAUAAAUGAAGUUAUAUUUACUCAAUAAGCUAAUAUUUGUGAAUCGUUCUUAAAAAAUAUUAAGUGGCAUAUGAGUUAGUUACUUACCGUUGGAAAUGUUUGAAUAGCCACUAAUCAAUUUCUUUAAUGAGUUAGACAGUUCAUUUUUACAGUGCAAUCUCUGAAUAGAACUGUCAGGAAAGAUAGGAAUGAGGUAAAAGACUGAAACUAAAUCUGAAUUGUUUUAUAUUGGCUGCUGCUAUCCCGCAGGAUACAGACAGACACACAUAGACAGACAGACAGACAGACAGGAAAAGGUUCUGGAUCCCCAAUUUGCCCAUGCUGACAAACCCAUUUCCCUUUCUCAUCCCUAAUACAGACUGACCUGUAUUUAAUUAAGAAUACGAUGAACCUUUCAGCUUAUUGUCCACAUUCCGUGCUGCCAUUCUCUCAUAAUACUUCCURGUUUCGGUGUUCUAAACUGUACUGACAAUGUUUGCUUCUUGUUCAAUUGUGUGUUUGAAAUAGCAACUGGAAGGGAUUUUGUCAUGUAAGCAGAGUUGUCCGUGUAUAGUCUGAUUGUACUUUAGAGACUCAAAGAAGGACUGUUACAAAGAAUGAACUGCAUAUUUAUAUUUUAUUUCUACAUUUAAAUUAUUUAUGCAACUUCUUGUAGUAAAUGAUGAAGCCAUUAUUGUCUCAUAAAAUAAUAGUGACUUUCAGAUAAUAAUGAAAUACUGUACAGUACAAAAAUAAAGUAGAGGCAGGUA
Molecule: messenger RNA, 3741 nt
Organism: Salvelinus sp. IW2-2015
Lineage: Eukaryota; Metazoa; Chordata; Actinopteri; Salmoniformes; Salmonidae
Product: sclerostin
Biological process (GO): negative regulation of BMP signaling pathway; negative regulation of Wnt signaling pathway; ossification
Molecular function (GO): BMP binding
Source: RefSeq, a predicted model, not a curated record